AACACUCACAAUGUGCACCAGUCUCUCAACUUCUUGAUCAGUAGUGUUGUGUACAGUGCCUGUCAACCAAACAGAUAAGAUGUCUGGGAAGAAAUGCGACAAGCCAGAGGAGUGUGUGCCCGAAGGAGAGUGUGAGGAUCGUGGAAAGGGUUGUGACAAGGGAAAGGGAAAGGAUGGCGACUCUGAUGGAGAAGGGAAGUGCCAUGGAAAGUCGGGUGAACGUGGGGGACACGGACACGGAAGGGGAGGAGGCCCGGACUGUGGAGAGCGUGGUGGAAAGGGUGGUCGUGGGGGAAAGAACAACUAAUGACUUUGUUUUGUCUGAAGUAAAAUAAUAUAUAUAUAUAUAUAUAUAUAUAUAUAUAUAUAUAUAUAUAUAUAU
Gadus morhua (Atlantic cod) is the source of this 382-nucleotide messenger RNA. Its product is annotated as holotricin-3. Lineage: Eukaryota; Metazoa; Chordata; Actinopteri; Gadiformes; Gadidae. Bases 80 to 307 code for a protein of 75 amino acids. The record is from RefSeq and is a predicted model, not a curated record. The transcript has 6 exons.